AUGGGCCAGAAGAAUGAAAGCUCAACUGACUUCAUCCUCCUGGGGCUCUUUCCUUGGUUGAGACACCCCCACCUCCUCAUGCUCAUCAUCCUCCUUUUCUACGCUAUUGCCCUGACUGGGAACUGCAUACUGAUCCUCCUCAUCCUGCUGGACUCCCGCCUCCACACCCCCAUGUACUUCCUGCUCAGUCAGCUCUCCCUCGUUGACGUGGCUUACAUCUCCAGCACAGUCCCCAAGAUGGUCAUCAACUAUUUCACUGGGAAGAAGAACAUUUCCUAUUUGGCCUGUGCCACUCAGCUCUUCUCUUUCCUCACCCUUGCCCUUGCUGAGUGCAUCUUGCUGACGCUCAUGGCCUGUGAUCGCUAUGUAGCCGUCUGUAAGCCCCUGAGAUACACAGUCCUCAUGAACCCCAAGGUCUGUCUCCAGAUGGCUGCUGCAGCCUGGAUUGGGGGAGCCCUUGCAGCCCUUGUACAUACCGUGUACCCAAUGAGCUUCCCUAUCUGCGGUUCCAGGGAGAUUAAUCACUACUUUUGUGAGAUGCCUGCCAUCUUGAGACUGUCUUGUACGGACACAUCAGUCUAUGAGAUGGUGAUAUUUGUGUCAACCAUUGUAUUUCUCCUGGUCCCAUUUAGUCUCAUCCUCACCUCCUACACACUCAUCUUGCUCACAGUCCUCCAGAUGACCUCUCGCAAAGGCAGGAACAAAGCACUGGCCACCUGCUCCUCCCACCUGACAGUGGUAAGUCUCUACUUUGGUCAGACGCCCACCUCAUCCCACACACCUGACCAAGACCAGAUUGGAGCUGUUCUUGGCACUAUAGUGACCCCCAUGCUCAACCCACUCAUCUACAGUCUCAGGAACAAAGAAGUGUUGGGGGCUCUGAGGAGGUGCUCGGGAAGGUGUUGCAAUUGA
Molecule: messenger RNA, 912 nt
Organism: Camelus dromedarius (Arabian camel)
Lineage: Eukaryota; Metazoa; Chordata; Mammalia; Artiodactyla; Camelidae
Product: olfactory receptor 2T27-like
Exons: 1
Coding region: 1-912 (303 amino acids)
Biological process (GO): detection of chemical stimulus involved in sensory perception of smell; G protein-coupled receptor signaling pathway
Cellular component (GO): plasma membrane
Molecular function (GO): olfactory receptor activity; G protein-coupled receptor activity
Source: RefSeq, a predicted model, not a curated record